This is a messenger RNA of Parastagonospora nodorum SN15, 594 nucleotides long. RefSeq lists its product as hypothetical. Bases 1 to 594 code for a protein of 197 amino acids. The transcript has 2 exons. The record is from RefSeq and is a predicted model, not a curated record. Gene Ontology annotation, molecular function: acyltransferase activity, transferring groups other than amino-acyl groups. Lineage: Eukaryota; Fungi; Ascomycota; Dothideomycetes; Pleosporales; Phaeosphaeriaceae.
AUGGUUGUCGUCGAUCCGAAAUAUGUUGUGAAGACUGAAAGGCUGCUUCUGCGGCCUCUGAAGCUCGAAGACGCUGAAGAUGUUGCCCUGAUGCGCAAAGAUCCGGAGGUGAUGAAGCACACGAAUGGAUCCAAGGAAGUUUUGAUACAGGUUAGCUACAUUCCAAUCAACCAGCUGCAGCGUCUUGCUAACUAUCAUUGUUCAGACAACAGUUGGAAUUUUGCAAUCGAACUCCUCGAUACGAAAUCCUCAUCACCACGCGUCAUCGGCCUCAUAGGCGCCGUCCGUACCCCCGAGAUCGGCUACAUGUUCAACUCGUCCUACUGGGGCAAAGGCUACGCGACAGAAGCAUUGCGUGCCUUCAUACCGCUCUUCUUUGAGCACUUCUCCGGCAAAGAGGGUCAAUUUCUGGACUACACAGAAGCUCUUACAGAUCCAGAACUUGUCAGCAGCCAAAACGUACUGGUGAAAGCUGGGUUCAAGCUAUACGAGCGAAAAGAGAAGGACUUUGAGAAUCCGAUCUUGGGAAUCCGGGACACGUUGGUAUACAGGAUGGAGAGAUCAGCCGUGACGGGAACGCCGAGGCCGAUGUGA